UUGAAAGCCAGAGGAAGUGUAAUUUAUUUAUAAACAAAUCUUUUUUGAUAAUUUUAUUUGUUUACAUUGGAAAUAAUGUAAAUUAAUUCUUGAAGGUGACAAUUAAGAGUACGGUCGACAGAUUAUUGAAGUAUGACGUUAUUAACGGCCAAUAAAACACCAGGAAGAACUCCGAGUUGCCAUGGCAAUAAUCAAGGUGGUGACCAAUCUAGUAAUGUUAAAGUUGUUGUUAGAAUUCGACCAGAGAAUGCACUGGAACAUUCAUCAGGGGCAUCACGAAUUGUAGUUAAAGCUAUGAAUGAACAUGUUUUAGUUUUUGAUCCAAUGAAAGAAGAGCAUCAUACGCCAGGCUACAGAAAGAGAAAAAAUCGUGAUUUAACGCAGAGAGCGAGAAAAGAUCUACGCUUUGCUUUUGAUUAUGUUUUUGGUCCCCAUACAUCGAAUCAAACAGUUUAUGAACAUACAACUAAAACUAUUCUAGAAGGUUUUCUCAAUGGAUAUAAUUGUUCAGUGUUUGCGUACGGAGCUACAGGAGCAGGAAAGACUCAUACUAUGUUAGGUAGUGAGAAUAAACCAGGUGUCAUGUAUCUAACUAUGAUAGAUCUAUACGAGAGAAUUGCAGCCAUACAGGAAGAGAAAUCGUGUGAAGUGGCUGUCUCAUAUCUAGAGGUUUAUAAUGAACAGAUACGUGAUUUACUGAAACCACAAGCUCCGUUACCAAUCCGUGAAGAUUCCUGCAGUGGUGUUGUCAUAUCUGGUUUAUCAUUACAUAAGCCAAAAUCAGCUGAUGAAUUGUUGAAGAUGUUACAAUAUGGUAAUCAGAAUCGUUCACAACAUCCAACUGAUGCUAAUGCAGAAUCUUCUCGAUCUCAUGCAGUAUUUCAGGUUUUUGUAAAACAGAAAGAUAGAACAGCCAACAUAUCAGCAGAAGUUAAAGUAGCCAAGAUGUGUUUGGUGGAUUUAGCCGGAUCUGAGAGAGCAACGGUAACCACUAAUCGUGGGGUACGAUUCCGUGAAGGAGCAAAUAUCAAUAAAUCUCUUCUAGCUCUUGGUAAUGUCAUCAAUGCUCUCGCAGAUAAUAAGAGUAAAGGCCAUAUACCAUAUAGAGACAGUAAAUUAACACGUAUAUUAAAAGAUUCAUUGGGUGGUAAUUGUAGAACUGUUAUGAUAGCAGCUGUCAGUCCAUCCAGUAUGUCUUAUGAUGAUACUUAUAAUACAUUGAAAUAUGCUGAUAGAGCUAAAAAUAUCCGAGCUACAUUAAAGAAGAAUAUAUUAAACGUUGAUUUUCAUGUCAGUCGUUACGGUCAAAUUGUUGAAGAUCUUAGAAAAGAGAUAAUUGAAUUAAAGAGUAAAAUUGCUUUAUAUGAAGAGGGUAAAAUAACAUCCACUAAAAAUAAUUUAAAUCAAGAAGUAGUCAGGUUACAAGAUGUCCUACAUAAUUUAUUUACCACACGACUAGCUGUACGUAAAGAGUUUCUAGAUGCCGAGGCCGGUAAGCGAGAUAUCGCGUGGAAGAUUUAUAAGAAAGAAAAGGUGAUGAACAGAUUAAAUAUUCUGGCAGGCGAGGAUCAGGUUUGUGAUAAUCUACAGAAAACUGUAACUAAACACAAGAAUCGUCUGGUUAAUCUAGACAGACAUGUAGAAUUAGCCAGUGGUAAAUACAAUGAGAAUUGUGCCUGGUUAGAUCGUGUCACAACAGAGAUGAAACUGGCUGGUGGUGACAGUAAAAUCAUACCCGAGAUGUUGGAGAUCAGUUUACGAAUGCAUCAACUUGAAGUGGAACUCAGUGACGCCAGACAUCAUUCAAAAUACCUGAAAAAACUCAUCAAAAACCAGGAGAAAAACACAGACGCAAGCGACAAGUUAAUAAACCAACUUCUAAAACUAGUGAAAAAACAACAUUAUACAAUCAAAGGUCACAACCUUUUGACCUCUGACCUGCAGCAAGAGUAUGACCAUGUGAAAGAAGAAAUUGACCAACCAGAAGUAUCAUGGGCUGAUGAAACAGUUGCAUCAGAUACAACAAUCGAUCAGUUUAAAAUAACGGAUAUUAUAAAUCUACCCGUUAUAAAUAUGAUCUCACUAAAAGGUUCAACACCAAGUCGUGUUAGAAACCGUCGAAGAUCAUCAAAUAUACAAAAACAUCCAGACGCCACCAUAACAAAAUCUGAUGUUAGUGAAAAUAAAACAGUUGGCAAGGAAACGAUCCAAGCACAGAGAGUACCAUGUGAUAAUAACAGCCAAUCAGCAGCCAGAAACCAAGAGACAGAUCAGACUAAACUUACUCCAUCCCGUGUUUUAAUAAACAGUAACGUUCAACAGAUGCCUGAUCGUAAAAAGGACGAAACUUUUACAUUAAAUAAACCCCCAUCUUUAACUUCUAGUCAGACGACCUCGUGUUUACGACGAGCUGUUCUCAGUGCUAAUAUGUUUAAUCAGAAACCAGUCCACAGUGAAAAAAAUAAAAAACAACCUCAAAAUACUUCAACAACCAAUGAAAUCACUCCUAACGUAAUUAGAUCUUAUUCGGCACGAGAUGAACGACCCAUAACCCCGAAACCAUCCUACGACUUUACAUCCGCGAAUGUAGUGACGUCUUAUUCCGCGAGAGAUGAACGUCCAGUCACACCCAAAUCAUCGUAUAAUUUGACGAACUCGUUGGACGGUGAAAAAUCUUCGACAACAAAUAAAAUAAGAAACACAAAUAUUGAAAGAGAUGAGGAACUUUCCAGCAGCGAAAAUUCGACGCCAAAUUAUUGUUCUCCAGACCUAGUUAAAUCUUCUUACAAGGCCCGAGAUCAACGCCCAAUUACACCGAAAUUGUCUUACGACUUUUCGUCUGCGAAAGAUACGAAUAAUGUAUCAGCCUACGCAGCUCGAGAAGCACGUCCUAUAACACCUAAAGCUUCUUAUGACUUUAUGUCUGCGAAGGACACGAACAAUGUGUCUGCCUACGCAGCUCGAGAAGAACGUCCUAUAACACCUAAAGCUUCUUAUGACUUUAUGUCUGCGAAAGAUAUUUGUGACAACCCAAGUUCGAAUCUCAAUUCAACUUACGUUAAACCCGGUGAAAAUCACACAGAUCCAUCCCUUGAACAAACUUAUGUCAAGUCAGGAUCAUCCAGUGUUCAGGAUGAAACGGUAAUAUUAUCCAGCCCACGUGUUUUAAAAGAGAACAAUAUAAACUCGACGACGGUCAAUAAAACAACGUCUAUAAAUAAUGCAACUGUUACCAAAGCAGCACCAACAACACAGCAAACGUCUGAUCAACCAAUCAGAAAGCCUGUAGCAAGAUCGAUUAAAUUUGAAUCAACACCACCUUCAGGUACAGGUAUGUCGUAUGCCGAUGUUGUUAAAUCACCAUCACCUGUUAGAACACCUUUACUUCAAAUAAACAACAAUACUAAACAAACAAACAGGUUGAAUAUUACUCCUCAGCAGCAGUAUAAAAUAAACCUUGAUACCUGUACACCCAACUAUAAACUAAGCAAUACAUGUAAAGAGAAUUUACAUAAACUUCGACAGAAUAUGGAGAAAUCAAGGUCUAAUACAAAAGGUAGCAGCACUAGAACCAGACCUAAUUAUAUGUCAAUGACGAAAUCGAUAAGAAAUCGACUCCAGUUUAAAGAUGAUGAUCCCAUGACAGCUAGACGAGUUCCUGUUACAUCUAAAUAUUCAUUAAACAGGGGAAUGUCGAAGAGUAAAUCAACGUCACAUUUGUCUCGAAAUGGCUGGCAGUUCUAGUCUAUAUUUAUUUAUCCAGUCGUUUUUAUCCACAUUAAUACUCAAUAAAAAUACAUAAAUAAUUUUUAUAAUCUAAAAUCAUGUAGAAAAGUUGAAAAUAUUUGAAUAAUUAAUUUAAUGACUAUAUUAACCUCUAGUGCUAUCUGUAUAAGGUUUUUUUAUAUCAUAUUUUUAUUCUUUUCUAUGUUUGGCAAGUAUCAUGAGCCUCGUAUAAAUAUAUGUGCAUGGAAAUUCUCUCAUCAGAAUUAAAUCAAAAUAAAUUUUGUUCCUUUGGCACUAAGUUUAUCCUGCGUAAAAUCAUUUCUAGAAUGUUUGGCGAUUAUCACGAGCCUCCUAUUAGUGUAUGUACAUGGAAAUACCCUUAUUAAAAUCAAAUCGAAAUAAAGUUUGCUCUUUUGGCACCAAGUUUAUCCUGGUAAAAUCACUUCUAGAAGUCAUAUAAUGUUUACAAAACUAAUAUAUUUCUGUAUAUUUUGGCACCCAGUUUAUCCUGCGUAAAAUCAUUGCUAGAAGUGUAUAAUGUUUACAAAAUGAAUAUAGAUUAUUCCCGACAUUUUGCUAUUUAUUUAUAUAUUCUUUUAAUUAUGUUGCAUAAUCCAAGUUGUGAUUUUUAUUAAAUUAUGUUUAUUUUUCUCUCAUAAUCCUACAUAUUGGUCAGUUGGAUAAACAUUUACAGUAUGUCAUAUGUUAGUCCCGAAAUAACAUAGCUAUAUUCCUCCAACAGCUAAAGACCCCUUCGUGCAAGCUAAUAAUUGAAAUAAAAUCAAACCAUGUUAGUCCUGAAAUGAUUUAUUUGUGUCGAGUGGACAUUAAACCCCAUUUCUCUCUCUCUCUCUAAAUGCUGAUGCUCAAAAUAAAAUAAUUACAUUCCUAUUGCUGUUACAUCCACGAUGUCCACUGUGGUUGAGUGUUGGGAUGAGGAAGUCAUGAGGUUUGUCAUCAAUCCAUUUAUCGUGUUUAUGAAUCGUUAUGUUCGAUAUAGACCCGCUUUGAACCGUUAUGUUCGAUAUAGACCAGCUUUAAACCGUUAUGUUCGAUAUAGACCAGCUUUGAACUGUUAUGUUCAGUAUAGACCCGCUUUGAACUGUUAUGUUCGAUAUAGACUGGCUUCAAACUGUUAUGUUUUCGAUAUAGACCAGCUUCAAACUGUUAUGUUCGAUAAAGCCUGGCUUUGAACCGUUCUGUUCAAUACAGAUUGGUCGUUGUUAGCAUGUAAUUGUUUCAUUGUAUUUCAUCUUUUAUCAUUGUUUGUACAUAAUGAAUGGUUUCAUCAUGUUCAUCAUCAAGCCUAGACAUAAGACACCUGUCACCGAUAUUGCCAUACACAAAUUAUCACACGACUACAACACAUAUUACAUUAAAAUACAGAUGUGACAGAAUCCUUUGAUGUUGGUGUACAAUUAUUUCAAAUAAUGAUACGGGCAAUGUGCCGAGCAUACAUUAUUUAUACUAGUUGAAAUAUUGGACCGGCAUGACGUAUUUCAUUGCAAUGCACGUGCUGGAUAGUGUCUGUAUUUUGUAUUUUAAGUUGUUUAAUGGUUUUAUGCAAGACAUUGUGUAAUAUAUAGAUAUAUCCCUCGUGCUAAACGCACUCGUACAAUAUCAAUAUAUUACUUAAUGUCUCGCACUCGACCAUUAAAGGACAAUAUUGGUGUCAGUCAUUAUCACAUAUGUGAUAGAACAAAUUAAACACGUUCCAAAUAUAAUUUUAACACAGAGAUCAUCACUUCCGAUUCAGGAAACCUGUAUUACUCAGCUAUCGUAGCAAUGAUCUCUGUGUUAAAAUUAUAUUUGGAAUGUUUAACCAGCUCUAUAUCACAUAUGUGACAAUGACUGGCA
Molecule: messenger RNA, 5583 nt
Organism: Patella vulgata (common limpet)
Lineage: Eukaryota; Metazoa; Mollusca; Gastropoda; Patellidae
Product: kinesin-like protein KIF18A
Exons: 20
Coding region: 133-3744 (1203 amino acids)
Biological process (GO): mitotic spindle organization; microtubule-based movement
Molecular function (GO): microtubule motor activity; ATP binding; microtubule binding
Source: RefSeq, a predicted model, not a curated record